AUGCGCAAGGACUGCAAUGGCCGUAAGGAUCGUGUUGCCAACUCCAGUCUGGUCAAGGUCGUCCAAUCUGAGGAGGCUAAUGCGCUGCGAUGCUCGAGGAUCAACUCCAAUGUCUUCAGGUACUUCCAAGAUGCUUGUGUUGCGUAUGCGCAGCCAGGUACCGAGGACGAGAUGAAGCGCAGGCGAGAGGUCGAGGAUGUGAAGUAG
Anthostomella pinea is the source of this 207-nucleotide messenger RNA. NCBI's taxonomy places the organism in Eukaryota, Fungi, Ascomycota, Sordariomycetes, Xylariales, Xylariaceae. The record is from the annotation of a GenBank genome assembly.